Striga hermonthica is the source of this 201-nucleotide messenger RNA. The record is from the annotation of a GenBank genome assembly. NCBI's taxonomy places the organism in Eukaryota, Viridiplantae, Streptophyta, Magnoliopsida, Lamiales, Orobanchaceae.
AUGGAGAGAACAAGAGGAGGUGGAGGCCAGUACCCGCCGAAUCUGCCGGACACGCCAAACGCGCCUUACAUAUUCAUUAACGGGCCGCCUCAGGAUCUGUACCCGGUCGACAAUUUCUCUUCGGGUUCGGGCAGGGUCUUCUCGACCGGACCGGUUCGGCUUCUGAUCGGCGGCUUUCUGGGGCUGGUGGCUUUGUGGUGA